CUGUUUCUAUACUUCGAUCAAACAGCCACAAGCCCACAAAUUUCCAAAAUUGGUAUUUUGAUUUUGCAGUAGAACCACCGCGAACUCCUCCUUCCUACUGAACUCCAUCAUCGCCAAUGCAUCUCUCUCUCCUUCUAGGGUUUCCAUAACCACAUCUCAGAUUUCCAUCUCUCCACCCCAUAUAUUCACAAUGCAACUCCGCAUCUUCUUCAAUCUCUAAAUGUUCCAGCCCUACACCAGUCACUGAUCCAAAUACCCUGAAUUUUUUCGAAUUGGGGCAAAUACAGUAGAAUUGCUUCAGUUCAGGGCCACUGCGAGUGAAAUCGAUGAAUUGUGCAGAGUCAGAGACUCGACCGGUGCUCGGACCGGCCGGUAACAUUGCUAUACCUGUGGAAUUGCGAAAGGCGGUGGUCAAACAGAAGAGUAAAGUCGAGAAACCUAAGGAAAUCGAGGAAUCCAGGGCUAAUAAAGCUCCAUCAUCACCAACUUCACCGGCAUUGUCGAAGAACUAUAAGACUGUGCCGUCCGUUUUGAAGCAGCAGGACCAGAAGAUUUUGAGAUUGAAUUUGUCUUUGAAUGCGUCCUGUUCCUCGGACGCGUCCUCGGAUUCGUCACACAGUCGGGCGUCAACGGGUAAGAUGAGUCGGCGCAGCGUGACGCCUAUUGGGAGGAAGCAAUGCAGUUCGAAGAGUGAGAAGGUUGAGAAGACUGAUACUGAUAGUGACAGUGUAUCAGUAGGUUCAGCUGAUGGUACAGCAGUGAAGAAGAGGUGUUCUUGGGUGACGCCAAACAGUGAUCCCUGUUACGCUGCUUUCCAUGACGAAGAAUGGGGAGUUCCAGUCCAUGAUGACAAGAAAUUGUUCGAAUUGCUCAGUUUAUCUACUGCAUUAGCCGAACUUACAUGGCCUGCAAUUCUCAAUAAAAGGCACAUAUUUAGAGAAGUCUAUCAGGACUUCGACCCAAUUGUCGUGUCAAAAGUAAAUGAGAAGCAGAUAGUCACAACAGGAAGCACUGCCAGCUCUCUUCUAUCGGAACUUAAGCUUCGAGGGAUCAUUGCAAAUGCACGUCAAAUCUUGAAGAUAAUGGAAGAGUAUGGGUCUUUUGGCAACUAUCUAUGGGGCUUUGUAAACCAUAAGCCCAUAGUGAGUCAUUUCCGCUACCCUCGGCAGGUUCCAAUUAAGACGUCAAAAGCAGAUGCAAUAAGCAAAGAUCUCGUGAGAAGAGGGUUCCGAGGCGUGGGGCCUACAGUUGUCUACACAUUCAUGCAAGUGGCUGGAAUGACAAAUGAUCAUCUGAUCAGUUGCUUCAGAUUCCAGGAAUGCAUAGCCGCAGACGAUACAAGGGAUAAGGAUGACAGCCUAAAGGCAAAGGUCCAAGGUAAGCAACCUGCGGCAAUUGAGUUGGGACUAUCAAGAGCUAUUGAUGAUUUGGGUUUAACCAUGGAGUAAUUUGUCAGGAUCAUAGUUGAUGUCUUGUAAUUUACUCUUUCGUGCAAUGGGCCGGUAGUCUGGGGCAGGUGGUUUGCAUACAAGUGAUUCUGAUUUAAUUUGGUGAGGUGCGUCUUCCCUUCUGAGAUGGAUGUUAGGCCGAUAUGCUGUACAGUGAUUAGGGUAAUCUGACCAUUUUUUUCCUCUGGUGUUUAGAUUUCUUGUCAUGGUAAACAACAUGAGCCUCCUUCUUUGGUCCCUUUCACCGUUAGGACUUCGUGUAUGCUGUUUGUAUUUUGUCCACCCCUUCGGGUAUGUUUGAUUUAAGGAUAAUCAUCUGUUAGUAUUUGUUUAAUGGUGUCUACACUUUUUCUGUUUGUAGAUGCAAGAAUCUUGAUCCCGUG
Molecule: messenger RNA, 1831 nt
Organism: Ilex paraguariensis (yerba mate)
Lineage: Eukaryota; Viridiplantae; Streptophyta; Magnoliopsida; Aquifoliales; Aquifoliaceae
Source: the annotation of a GenBank genome assembly